AUGCUGCGAGGCCAAUUGCACGACGGCAUCAGCCUGGAUAUGGACGCAGGCGAGCGCGGGGCUGGAAAUAUGGAGGGCUCUCCUCGACAACCAGCAGCCUCGAGCUCGAGGUCGCCCUCGAAGGCACGAUCGCUCUCUGAUGGAGGACCGCCGGUAUUGUCGCCAUCUCCCAAGUUUCGAGAGCCCGAGAAGAGAAAAUCGCAGGACGACAGCGCGCUCGACGAAAGCCCCACGACUCCACGGCGCCCGGCCUUGGGACUGCGCGGCCUAUCGAUGCUGCAGAUGCCGGCACGAGACCUCAUCCCCCCGAGCCCAAAGACAUCGACGUCAACAUCGACCUACAUACACCGCGUGCCGCUGUCGCCCAAGAUGGAUCACUCGCAGAUAUAUGGCUCGCCGACAAGCGUUCUCCCUAGGCGCUCGCGGGGCUUGGAUUUUUCCCGGGCCGCUACCAAUCUUCAUCACUCGACCCUCGCUGAGCAGUCGUCACCCGACUCUUCGCCAACCAUUACGGGGCGGGCGAUGAACAUACCCAACAGGAAAAACGGGCUUCAUUUUUGCGGCGGUGCUGACAUGAACAACAUCAGCUCUAGCUCCGUGUGGUCGACGAUGGCGACUGCGGAUCGGAUGACCGUCUCGGGUUCGCUGGGGAGUGUGAACAUGAUGAUGUCCGAUUCCUCAGGAAGCAGUAGCGACGGCGACGAUCCCAUGGACGCAGACGACAUCGACGACUCUAUUCUCACCACCCCGCAGGUCAACAAGUUGAACGGGCCUUUUGGAGUUUCUGCGCCAAGUCCAGGCAACGGCUGGCUGGGGCACUCGCCGGCCGUGAGCAGCUUGAUGAAUUUUCAGCAUCGGCAACUUCUUCGACAGGGGAAGAGCAGAAAGAGCAGUGCUGCGAGCAGCGGAAGUGGCAACUCGCUGGUCAGCCCGAGCUCGAAGUCGCCGCCUCUUGUGCGCAACAUCGACGGUUAUUUUGGUCGGGAGAUGGCGCGAGAAGGGUCGCGUACUCGGAGAGAAAGCAUCUCCUGGGCCGCAAACCAGCUCAAUAUCUCUGGGAGCGAAAGUGACGAUGGCACACUGAAGUCAACUCUAGAGAACGUGGAUGGGAUGCCUGUCACGCCGGGUCGGGAUGCUCAGAAAGGGGUCAUUCGGCGGCCUGUCACUCGGAGGGGUAACAUGCUGCCUAAGACGAAAGGUUUCGCACGAAUCCGGGCCGCACUCGCAGAAGAAGGCGCCCCUAUCGAGACGGAAGUUCGUCGAGAGGCAGAGGUUGUCCGCCAAACCAGAGAAAGCGACCCCGAGCCCCGACACCCUUCUGUUUCCAAUAACACACCCAUACACUCAUCCCCGAAUCUAGGACCUACUCUACACGACCCGUCGGACGGAGACGAAAUGAUGGUGGAUAUCUCCCAGAGUCUCUCCAGCAGCUUCAAGCAGCACGCCAUGCGCAACUCCAGGGGCAAGGAGUUUUGGGAGACCUUCAAGGAGGACAGCAACAGAUCCACCCCUCCCCCUCCCCACUUCCCCUCCCGUGGCAUUAGUGAAGACAACUCUCUCGACUUGCCCAACAUGUCAAGCGUGCCGCUCUUCCCCAACACGCCCGACCACGUCCCCUCGUCUCCUUCUCGAUCAUCAACCCCCCAACCGCAAAGUGGACCCACGAUGGCAGAGAUCACUCGCAAGGUCAACAACAAGCGCAGACGCGACGACGACUUCGAUCCCACGAGCUUCAAGCGCAGAGCCGUCAGCCCAGGCAUGUCUGCCCACAACAGCCCCAUCAUGCAGAGCCCCAUGCAGCGAGACAUUCAACCGUGGGGGACCCGCCCGCCGAGCAAUGGGGACAAGACGGGUGCGAAUGGAGGGUCGAAGAGGGUCGGGUUUCAGGGCAUGGUGGACACGAAUGAUAGCUUGAUGAAGAUGAGCAUUGAGUGA
Drepanopeziza brunnea f. sp. 'multigermtubi' MB_m1 is the source of this 1935-nucleotide messenger RNA. RefSeq lists its product as uncharacterized. NCBI's taxonomy places the organism in Eukaryota, Fungi, Ascomycota, Leotiomycetes, Helotiales, Drepanopezizaceae. The record is from RefSeq and is a predicted model, not a curated record.